CAGAAACAUGCACUUUUACUCACUCAGGAGUUCUUUAAUACUCUUUGUGUUACUCCUCUGUAUCUCAGAUUCUGAGAGCCUGAAGACACUGAAGAAUUUAGCUGUAAAACGUGGAGGAUCUCUCAGUAUUCCAUGUUUCUAUGAUGAGAAAUACAAAUCAAACCGUAAAUACUGGUGUAAGGGGUAUUACUGGUCCACCUGUACAAUAGUAGCCUCUACAAACACAAGUGGAAGAACAUCAGUCACUGAUCAUCCAACCCAGAAUAUGUUUACUGUGGAACUGAACAGCCUCCAAGACUCUGACUCUGGAUAUUAUUGGUGUGCUGUGGAAAUUGGUGGGUUAGGGACCCCAGAUGACAAGGAUUAUAUGUACCUGACAGUCAGUGCAGGUCCUGCUGUGUCUGUGAUAAACAGUAGAGUGAGUGGUCAGGAAGGGGGCAGUGUCAGUGUCCAGUGUCUCUACAGUGCUGAAUAUCAGAAUAAACAGAAGCAGUGGUGCAGAUUUAAAGACUGGAGCUGCUACACAGUGGGGAGGACUAACACAUCCCAGAAUUCAGCAGUGCUGGUCAUUGACUAUGGAAAUGGAUCUUUUAGUGUGGAGAUGAGGGGUCUGCAGAAGAGUGAUGCUGGCUGGUACUGGUUCAGUGCAGGAGAUGUGGGGGUUACUGUUUACCUCACUCUUACUAGACAACCUUCAGAUUCUACAACUGUGAGUGGAAAUACAGAGACAGAGCUCAAUGGAAAUACCAUGGUCAUCUGGAUCCUACUGGCUGUAGGGCUGGGGCUGCUGCUGAUUCUGGCCACCAUUAUAACCUGCAUGCUGAGAAAAAAGUGCAAUGGAAAUCAAAUAGAGACCAGAAAAAGGACACUUACGACUGAAAGCCCAGUGACAUACAGUGCUGUGAUUUCUAAGAAUAAAAAGGCUUCAUCUGUAUUGGAUCAUGAAAAUGAUGUGAUCUACAGCAGUGUAACCACAACUACCAAAAAGAAAACUGUAAGUGUAAAAUACAGCCAUCAUCACCGGCAACAGCUCUCUCAGGCAGUUGGAGAUGAUGCAGUGAUCUACAGCUCUGUGGUUUCGGAGUACAAGGUGUAAGCAAGUGUGUUUCUGGAAAUAAUCCCUGGCCAGAUCCCUUACAAAGAAGAAAGAAGUGCAAUGCAAGUCAUCUGACAAUGGAAUUUGUACUGUACAUUAGGAGGCUUUUAUGAUGAAAAUGUCUUCAUUCCAAGACUUUAACUUUAGGUUUUUUCUUCCUGCUUAUUCACACCAUUUCUACCCAUAAAAAACUUACCUUUCAGAAGUACCUGCAGGUGCACUGCAUAUACGUAUGAAAACUUAAAGGAAUGUAUUGUUGAAAAUUCAAAUUAACACAGUUUGUCACUUACCUCAGAUGUCGUCGAUCAGCCAAGACAAGUUUGGUGUCCAAAUGUUGCUUCUUUAGUUUAGCGCUGGAGCUACAAGGUUAAUAUUGCUAACAAACGCUGAAAGUCAAUAGUCACCCAAAUCUUUUUCAUAAAUAUACCCUCAAAAUGUCUCUCAACCCCUUCAAAGCACAUCUAGAUCUUCAUUAAAGUUGUAAAGAUUUGUCGAUGUGGUUUAGGACACAGAAUGACUUGCUGUGAGUUAUGAAAAUGCACAAAACCUCCUCAUGUAGACAUCCACUUUACAGGUGUCAUGCCAACUACCCCACAAAAUCCAACUUCUACUGUUUGUUAGCAAUGUUGGCCUUGUAGAUUGAGCACUAAACUAAAGAGGCAAAAUUUGGGCACCAAACAAUUCUCGGCUCAUUUAUUAAAUCAGGUGUCAGUGGAACAUGUGCUGUUUGCAAGUGUAUUGUUUAAAUAUUUGUUGUGACGUUGUAUGUUUGGAGUUUCUCACUCUUACAGUGUUUUUACACCAGGCAGUGCAGUGCAGUACAGUACAUUUACAAAUUUGUGAUCAUACAAUGCACCUGGGUAGUGAUGCUGAGUUUACUCUUCUCAUUGGGGGACUGGGAGUUGAUUCUAAAAAGAAUCAAUUCUUUGAUUCCAGACAUUCAGGAAUCAACAGUCGACUUUGGACUCGAUUCCACACAGUGAUGUUUAAGUUUGUCCACACUCACACACAUACAGAGUGAGAGAUGUUCUGCGGUCACUGUCUAGACUGCCUGUCUGAAAAUGCAGCCUUCCACAGCUCACACAUCAAGAGUCCAGCUGUAUUUUGCUUCAGAGAAUGUGGAAAACAGAGUAACGUGUAAUAUUUGUAAUGAAAAGUCAAACAGCACUGCCAGUGGCAAAACAUCUACCCACCUGAAAGAGUUGACAGAGGAGACUCAGGUGCAGUUUAGUCAGCCUUGCUAAGGUCAAAAAUAUUUAACUCUGUACUCUAUAUUUUUGCCAAAUGUGUUGGUUUUUGAAAUUGAGAUUAUUGUGUGGAAUCGAUUCUUUGAACAGGCCUGCACUGUUGUACCAAGUGUGCCGAGCUACAACAUAUGGGUUGAGCUUGUAAUGGUCCAAACCGCAGUCAACAGAGUCACACAGUGUUGUUGGAGUCAGACAACCAUUAUUUAAAACAACAACAAUAACAAAAUCACUAUAGCUAGAAUCGCUGUCUGUGACUCUUAAACAAAAUCAAAUGCAGAGUAAAAGGUAACUCAAAGUUAUUGUUGUUACUGUUGUUUGUGGUCACUGUUAACUUUAGAUUCACAUCAGAAAUCAUGUAACUGUAGAAGUUAGAGAACAUCUCCUAUUUUCACAUUUCUAUUAAGCAACGGGAAACAGACACAGAUACUCAACCAGGGUACAUAGUUCUGAGUUUGGAUUAGUAAAUGUACCCUGCUGUGCUGCACUGCCCGGUGAAAAAAACACCAUAGGUGACCCUUUCCUACACUCCUCCCUCCAGUUGAAUCUGUAGCACCAUACAGUCUAGAAAUUUCUGCAUCCAGGAUGUGAAAAUAUAGGCCAUUCUUGUAAUGGACAUGUCCAUGGGGAGUGGAUGUUGUACUCUGUGCUGGAGUUCCCAGAAGUGUCAUCAGUGUUUACUUUUAAUCCUAAUAAUCUGUAAAAUGCUGUAAUAAUCAAUGCAGAAUAUUUUCUGCAUUGUUUUUAACUUGUGAUUUAGAUUAUAGUGCAGUGUGUUUUUUAUCAGUGUGCAGUUUGUGCAGUGUGUUUUUUAGCAGUGUGCAGUUUGUGCAGUGUGUUCUUAGU
This is a messenger RNA of Colossoma macropomum (tambaqui), 3186 nucleotides long. RefSeq names its product polymeric immunoglobulin receptor-like. The transcript has 10 exons. Bases 8 to 1096 code for a protein of 362 amino acids. The record is from RefSeq and is a predicted model, not a curated record. Lineage: Eukaryota; Metazoa; Chordata; Actinopteri; Characiformes; Serrasalmidae.